UUUUGCUUAAAGUAAAAGGAUAAAACAUAGUUAUUUUAAGGCAAUUAUAAAAUAAUUUUUUCAUAAUAUGAUUUCAGAAAAUGCGUAUGAGAUAUUAAAGGAAGAUUUUAAAAAUUGUAAUGAGUAGUUUAUUUAAAUAGUAAAAUUGUCUCCUCGUUAUGUUUCUUCCAAAUCUGGAAAUAGGGAUAAGAAUCAACCACAAAAAUAAUAAACUUUUGAUGGAUCAUAGAACUUAAAAAAGUUAAAAGAUAUUACUCCUUAAUACGGAUUGGAGCUUAUCAACAGACAUCUAAAAUAAUUUGAAAAAGUAUAAGAAUAGACUAAAAAUGAACAACCUAAUAACAUUAUUUUAAAUAAUAAAUAUGCAACAAAUGAAAAUGAUAAAAAGAUUAAAAUAGUUAAUUCUGAAAAAAGUCCAUUAAAUAAAUAAAUGCUGAUCAGUAGAUUUAUUUAAAGAAAUCAGAAGGAGCUAACUUAAAAUUAUGAAAAUAUAGAAGAGGAUCUCAAAAAACCAUUUGGUUUUAGAACUUAAAUAACUGAGAAUCCCUUAGAAUAAGAAGUAGAUAAAAGAAUUGAUACUAUAUCAACUGCUAAUAAAAAUAAAUAAGGAGUAUAAAAAUAGAACGAAUGCUUCUAAAAUACAGUUUGUAAUUUUAGAAGAAAUUAAAAUAAUAAUAACCAUAAUAAACCUUCAACUUCUCCAAAUUAGAUGGAAAUACAGAAUGAUUUCAACAUUAAUAAUAGUAGUGGAAAAAGAACCCCAAACUUGUCAAAUAACAAAAGACCUGAUGAAAAUGUGUAAUCAAGUGGACUAUUUGGAUGUGUAUCUAAUACAAUAUAUAGUUAAAAUGUAUACAAUAGGAUUAUUUUAAAGUAAACUGAAAGGAAAAGGAUGAAACUUCAAAGCAUAGGAUAAAUAAAUGAUAUUAAUUGUGUUCCUUUAUAGUCCAUUUAAGGUUUGGAUGAAGCACCAUUAACCCAAAAGGCUUCAUAGACCAAAUAAAAUUUUUACAUAAACACUAAGACUAAAAUGUCUCAUUCCUUUUAUAACCCAGACAAUAAAAGCAAUGUAAAAAAGUAGCAGUCAGGAAAUUUAAUAUCUUAGCCUUCUCAAAGUUUCUAUUAAGUUGAUUCAGAUAUUUCAUUUAGUCCUAAUAAAUAGUAAACUUAGCGAAAUAGACCUUAAACCCAUUAAUAAUUUAGAAGAAAAAUAUAUUCUUCACACUUAAAUUAGAAUAAUUAGCAGUAGGACUCGUCAUUUAAUUUAAAUUUAACAAGCAGGAAUUCUAAAAACAGAAUCAGGAUAGCCUCUCCACAUUUACAAAACAACUAAACUAGUAUUAAUUCAGUCUUAAAUUAAUAGAAAAAUCCUGAAUCACUCUCAAAUAUUCAAAAAAAUUAGAAUUAAUAAUGUGAUUAAACUUUGUUUUAGAUACAUUCAUACCACUCUUAAAACUCUUAAAUAAAAAAUAAACCAUAAAUAAAUGGAUUACUAACUUAAGAAGAUGAGUCAAAUUAAAAAUAAAAUAAAAGUGAUUAAAUUAGUAACUCCAAUUUAAAUAAAAAAAAGUAGGGGAUUUUAAAGUAAAUGAAUGAUUUUAAACAAAGAGUUAACAGAGAGAAAGAAAUUAAACAACAAGAAGCUAAAUUAAAGAAGAAUAUAAGUAAAAUAGAUAAAGAGCUUACAAUUGAAGCAGUAGGAUUCACAUCCAUAAAACCCUUAUAAAAUUAAUUAUUGACAAAUAAUAAUCAACUAAAAUAAAUGACAACUAUUCAUGAUACAUUUCCAAAUAGUUUUACCACCAAUGAAGCAAACAAUAUGAGUAUUGUCUAAUUGACUGAUUAAAUAAAUAUAAGCUCUAUUUAAUUUGAACAAAAAAACAAUAAACUCUACAACUAAAACAAAGCUUAUAAUAGUUUAGAAAACUAGAUUAAAGCUUAGUUACUGUAAAAAUCUCCUCCAAAAGGAAGGAGCUCUGAUCAUAAUUAAUCAAUAAAUUCUUUUAAUAUAACAAAAUAAAAUUAUAAAAUCAAAGAAGAAGAUGGUAUUAAUUAACUGAGAAAAAGUAACAAAAACCUUUCUAAAUAUGAGAUCAUAAAGUAGCAAGUGGAAAAUGAAAAAAAAAGAAAAAAAAUGUAAGAAAUUGUAGCUCAAAGCGAGAUAGAAAAUUAACGUAUCUAAAAAAGAAAGCAUCUUUAAAAUCUAUACAUCAGAUUGCUAAAUUAGCAAGGUUUUAGUUUAUAUGUAGAAAAUAAAGAACAAUCUCCUGAGUUAAAUUGUGAUAGUUCUACUCAGUUGAUAACCGACAACAGUCUUAGUUAAAAUUUUAGAAUUAACUAAGAUUCUCCUUGCAUAAAAAAGCUUGUAAAAUAUUAUGAUAAUAAAUAUGGAGACAAAUUUGAAUAACAAUUUUCAAAUUAAUAAAAUGACGUUUAAUAAAAUUAAACAUUUUGCAUAUACGACUAAUAACAAAAUUUAAAUAAUUUAAAAAAUCCUUUAUUCUUUCCCAGCCAUCAGCGUAUUGUUAACAAAAGAGCCACUGAUAAGAAAGAUAAAAACUAAGAAAUGGGUCCAUGGAACUCUUAAAAUGAUGACGAUAUUGAAGAAUUACUAACUAAUAAAAAAGUUAUUUGAAUUUUUAAGCUUUUGUUUAAGUUAUUAUUUUUGACAAACUAAUUGAAUAAAUCUAAAAAUGUUUUGAAUUAAAGAUUAUAAUUUUUGUAAAUAUAUUUUUAUAAUUAAAUUAAUUAUUUAUAAAUAUUUUAAGUAAAUAAAUAAAAAUUAUAAAUAUAUUAUUAGAUAUUACAUUAUAUUUUAAUAAACCUUACUCUAUGUUUCAACGAUAGAU
Tetrahymena thermophila SB210 is the source of this 2849-nucleotide messenger RNA. RefSeq lists its product as hypothetical. NCBI's taxonomy places the organism in Eukaryota, Ciliophora, Oligohymenophorea, Hymenostomatida, Tetrahymenidae. The transcript has a single exon. The record is from RefSeq and is a predicted model, not a curated record. The annotation marks the transcript as partial.